GAAGAUUUUCACGCAGGAGAGACAAGGUCAGGCUCAGGCCCAAGAAAGAAGGAGAGGCACAUUUAUCUGAAUAAUAUCUGAUCGGAAGGAGCUCGGGGAAGGCGAUAGCCACAUCAAGCGGAAAGAUGGCGUGCAGGAACAUGCUUCGUUGUUCUGCAGUUCUCGUAGAACCGUUCCGACCGCCUUGCUUCAAUACUGUCUCAGGCUAUGAGCUCAGAACCCUUGUUAAGCCUCGCCGAUUUCAUUCUGCAACGCGACCUCUUCGCUGCUCUCACAACGAAUCGCCGUGGUCUUCCUCCCCUCAUGACGAUCAAGGUCCUCCUCAGGAAGCUGUUCUCAAGGCCAUUUCAGAGGUGUCCAAGACAGAAGGAAGGGUCGGCCAAACUACAAACAUGGUUAUUGGAGGCACUGUGACUGAUGAUUCUACUAACGAAUGGCUGGCUUUGGACCAGAAGGUGAAUUCAUACCCCACUGUUCGAGGGUUUACUGCCAUAGGAACUGGAGGUGAGGACUUUGUACAAGCCAUGGUUGUUGCUGUGGAGUCUGUAAUCCAACAGCCAAUUCCUGAGGAACGGGUGAAGCAGAAGGUAUCAUCAAGGGGCAAAUAUGUGUCUGUAAAUAUCGGGCCAAUCCAAGUUGUUUCGAGCGAACAGGUGCAAGCGGUCUAUAAUGCCAUGAGGAGAGAUGAACGGAUGAAGUACUUCUUAUAAUCCGUUAGGUCUUUUUUUUGUAUAGAAUGCCAGGCUCCCCGGCGAUGUAUUUAUGAUACUGGGACUGGGAACGUUCACUGUGUGCAGGCAGCAUGACAGAUUUGGCCAUUUAUUUAUUCUUUCUUCAUAUAUAAACAGAUUUUCAUAUAUCAUAUAUGUGAAGGAAUGGCUGGAUCUGCUGUGGCUGUUGUCCAUCAGCACGACAGAAAAUCCCGAUUCAUGAUUUGCCUGCUUUCCAGUAGUUAGCUUGAUUAUAUCUGUCUAACCCAUGUUUCUGUGUUGUUCUAGCAACCAGAGAUCACUUGUAUUUGCUAGAUAUGUUUAACUUACUACCCUUUGUGACUGAAAGGAAAUAUAGUAGACAAUUUUGUUGUUACUAGUAACAGACAUGAUUAUCUUCAUGAAAUUCUCCUA
Neltuma alba is the source of this 1124-nucleotide messenger RNA. RefSeq lists its product as uncharacterized. The coding region runs from base 126 to 710 and encodes 194 amino acids. The transcript has 5 exons. Lineage: Eukaryota; Viridiplantae; Streptophyta; Magnoliopsida; Fabales; Fabaceae. The record is from RefSeq and is a predicted model, not a curated record.